Bombus impatiens (common eastern bumble bee) is the source of this 1239-nucleotide messenger RNA. Its product is annotated as extensin-2-like. The transcript has a single exon. NCBI's taxonomy places the organism in Eukaryota, Metazoa, Arthropoda, Insecta, Hymenoptera, Apidae. The coding region runs from base 652 to 1209 and encodes 185 amino acids. The record is from RefSeq and is a predicted model, not a curated record.
UUCUGUAGGCAAUACCCGGAGCGAUGCAAUGUGUUACGAGGCUUGCCCUCCGGUUUUCUCGAAUCACAAACCAGCCAAUGACUGGCGACGGUGUGGUAAAUGACGAACGCCAACCUAACGACAGCGACAUAACAGGGCUGUUCGCCCGAGGUGCAGAAUUUAUUCAGGAAAUACCGGGGCGCGACCACUUGCAUCAUAGGCUUGGCUGUCGACCGCUUUUUACGCCGCUUAAGGGAAUCACAUUCGUCUUUGGUCCGCAAGAAACUUGCCCUGUUUAAGUGUAGUAAAAGUUUAUAAAACCAGGGACCACGCACAGCGCGCUUUUAGUUUUGCCCGGGACUUUAGUACCGACGUUUAUCGAGAAGAUCGUUCAACCGACACUGAAAUCAUGUUCAGAUUGCUGGUAAGCAAACAGACAGAAGAAACCUCGACACUUUCCACUUUUUCAAUUUCGUGAUAUUCACUGAUUGUUAUGUCUCAAUUUAGGAACAGAGUAGCGCGUAUCUAGUUGUUCUUUCAUGUACGGGAUAAAGAAAUGAUAAGCGAGUUUCUAACGUUUCGAGGUACUUGUACAUUCUAAAAUAUUUAUGUGAUCUCUAGAUACCGUGCCUGAUAUGGCUGUCAAGCGUCCGCUCGGAAACCGCAGUGGACAUGCACAUGCACAUGCCGGAUGGCAUGAUGGAAGACAAAGCGGCUAUGAAAAGGGAGUCGUAUUAUAACCCGUGCCCUCCGACUUACUCGCAUCCUAUCUCGUACUCGCCGCCACCGCAAAUUUACGUGAAACCGUACGUGCAACCAGCGCCGAUACAGUACAUUCCGAAACCGAUGAUCACCUACGUGAAACCAUCUCCACCACCGGUCGUUGUGAAACCAGCCCCGGUAAUCGUAAAGCCGAUCGUUCAACAAAAAGUGGUUUACCCGAUCUAUCAGAAACCAAUGAUCUCGUAUGCGCCAAUCUAUCAAAAACCCAUCUAUUACGCGCCUAUGUAUCAGAAAUUGAUGUAUCAGGCACCUAAGGUGUACUUGAAGAAAUACGAACUACCGAUUACUCAAGUGAUUCAGAAGCCUCAGAUUUCAUAUCCCAUUCAGUACCAUCAGCCGAAAGUGGUACAGAUCCCGGCGCCACAGAUCAAUUUGGUGAAGCUCGCACAACCUAUCGUUCAUACACAGCCUAUUUACCAGUCGCCCAUAAAACCGUACUGCCCUUAAGAAAAAUUCAUGGACAAAUGUCACGGUGCG